AGUAAUAGAGACAAUUACUUCAGAACUUUCAACACUACUCCGGAGGGCCAUUCUCUCAGGAUCAAUGGAGGAAUUAGAUGGUGGCUCUUGGGUUUUCAGGGCAAGGUUCUCCAGCAUGGCCUUCCCUAGAUUAGAUACCGUGAAGCUUUCAGAGAAUCUAUUAUCUACUGAACAACGAUGGAAUUUGUACAAGUUUUGCUUGGAUUUGAAGAUGAAGAAUUCAACAUCUUUGUCAGAAACAACGAGCUUUACACCUGAAUCAAAUGCAUCAUCAUCAUCAUCACCUGCAACUUCCUCCAAUGACCUUGAUCAAAAGCUGAAGAAUUUGGACAUAGAUUCUUCUGAAUCAAAACCAACAACAUCAAGGAAAACAGACCAUGAUACCAGGAAAUCUAAUUUAUUCUUGAAUAAGAAUGAAAGAAGAUCAAAAGGAGGAAAUAGAAGGUCUGUGUCUCCACUUGGCAGUACCGAGCUCUCUGAUACCUUCAAAGAGGAAAGCAGGUCUCAUGGAAAGAGAUUCUUUUUACUACCACUCAGACGACAUAGAUCCCAAAAUAAGAGUGUAUCAAAAGAUGAUCUUGUGCAACAUGCUACCAGGGCAACAUCACGUUCAAGCAUGGAGAAGAAGAAAGGCAAGAACGAGAAUUCUUGCUCUACUUGUUUUGAUGCUGGUGUUGGGAAAGUCAUGGCUGUAGAGGAUAUUGACCGUAUGUUGAUAUCUUGGCUCUCUUCAGUUGUCGAAGGUUCGCGAGAGACGAUGGAGGAUACUAUUGCCAUGCUUCGGCAGAGCACGGAAGCCCUAGGGAUCAGUGGAGUGGAGUAUGGCGGAGAUCCUCUCGCCGGUGCAGAUCAUGAUCUUCUAUCGGACUAG
Molecule: messenger RNA, 871 nt
Organism: Dioscorea cayenensis subsp. rotundata (Guinea yam)
Lineage: Eukaryota; Viridiplantae; Streptophyta; Magnoliopsida; Dioscoreales; Dioscoreaceae
Exons: 3
Coding region: 65-871 (268 amino acids)
Source: RefSeq, a predicted model, not a curated record